CACCCACGCUCCUGUUCUUCACUGUGAAAAGUAAGCUCUGGAUUUUCUCCAAUGGCGAAAGUUCCUGUGCUCUGUUUGUUUUUCGCUCUCUCCCUUUCGUUUGCUGUAGCUGAAGUAGAGAAUGUUUUGUCUUUAAAUGCAGACCCUCCUAUUGUAAAUGGGCUUUCAUGGACGUUUUAUAAGAGCUCUUGCCCCAAACUGGAAUCCAUUGUCGAGGAAAGAAUCAAGUUUUAUCUUAAGAAAGAUGUUACUCAGGCCGCUGGUUUACUGCGUCUUCACUUUCAUGACUGUUUUGUUCAGGGCUGUGAUGCUUCUGUUCUGCUGGAUGGAUCAGCAAGUGGGCCAAGUGAACAAAACGCUCCUCCAAAUUUAACCCUGCGGCAAAAAGCAUUUGAAAUAAUAAACGACAUUAAAGAGCGUGUGGACAAGGCCUGUGGUGUCAUCGUUUCCUGCGCAGAUAUCACUGCUAUGGCAGCUCGCUAUUCCGUCUCAGAGACUGGAGGACCAAAGUACAAAGUGCCACUAGGACGGAGGGACAGCUUGAAGUUUGCCACUAGAGCUGCGACACUUGCAAACCUUCCAGCCCCAACUUCCAAUGCCUCUGCCCUCAUUAAUGCUCUUGCUGCCAAAGGCCUUGAUGCUACUGACCUUGUGGCUCUUUCAGGUGGGCACACCAUAGGAAUUGGACACUGUACAUCAUUUACAGAAAGAUUAUACCCCACACAAGAUGCCACUCUCAAUAAGAGCUUUGCUAAGAACUUGAAGGUCACUUGUCCAACCACAAAUACCACCAACACCACUGUAUUAGACAUCCGCUCGCCCAAUGUAUUCGACAACAAGUAUUACCUGGACCUCAUGAAUCGACAAGGCCUCUUCACAUCUGAUCAAGAUCUUUACACAGAUAAACGCACCAAACAAAUUGUCAAAGACUUUGCUCUAGAUCAAGAUCUCUUCUUUCAGAAAUUUGCUCUUGCCAUGGCAAAAAUGAGUCAACUAAGCGUACUGACAGGCACCACGGGGGAGAUUAGAACCAACUGUUCUGCCCCCAAUCCAACUUCUUCCAUUGCCACUUUAGUGGAAGAUUUUGUUGAUUCCGUAAAUCUCAUUUGAGAGCUAUGCUUAAUCGUCACCCACUUUAGGAUCUUUCUUUGAAGAAUAAGAUUUUGUUCUAAUGUUGUAGAUAUAAUGUUAAUUAGUCUAUGAGAAAAGUUGUUUUAAUAAUAUCAUAUGUAACUCUAAACUAAAAUAAAAUAAUCUCACUUGUUAUGAAUUUAAAGAUAAA
Molecule: messenger RNA, 1282 nt
Organism: Cryptomeria japonica (Japanese cedar)
Lineage: Eukaryota; Viridiplantae; Streptophyta; Pinopsida; Cupressales; Cupressaceae
Product: peroxidase 12
Exons: 4
Coding region: 52-1110 (352 amino acids)
Biological process (GO): hydrogen peroxide catabolic process; response to oxidative stress
Molecular function (GO): heme binding; peroxidase activity
Source: RefSeq, a predicted model, not a curated record